This is a messenger RNA of Rattus norvegicus (Norway rat), 3594 nucleotides long. It is a transcript of the gene Ttc12, whose product is annotated as tetratricopeptide repeat domain 12. Gene Ontology annotation, biological process: sperm axoneme assembly; axonemal dynein complex assembly. Gene Ontology annotation, cellular component: cytoplasm; centrosome. NCBI's taxonomy places the organism in Eukaryota, Metazoa, Chordata, Mammalia, Rodentia, Muridae. The record is from RefSeq and is a predicted model, not a curated record.
CACGCAUUAAAACAAAACCGGACUCACAUCCAAGUACGCUGGAUGGACCCUUUACAUUAUGGAGCCCAAGAUAUGAAAUCAUUUGGGAGAACCCUCGCGGCUCCAGAGUGGAAGGGCGUUAUGAGCGUUGCUUUAGCGACCAGCCGGCACCAACCUGCUUCUGGCUGUAGGUGGGACAUCCCAGUUUCAAACCGGGCAGGCGUUCUGUGGGUCACAAGAGGCUCCGCCCACCCAGGCCCCGCCUCUUCCCAGCAAAAGCCAGUCACAGCCUGUCCUCAGCUUCCACUUCCGUCAGAUCCUGAGUACUAAAGGUCAGUCUAGCUGGGUGGUCCUAGGGAAUCUGUCCUGGAACUAUGUCCUGUCCUGACCUUAGCGUUGACAGAGGCCACUGACUCGGGCCCCUAAGGAUGAUUGAGGACCAGCUGCAGGCUGAGACAAACUCUGAAAGCACAGGGCCAGGACGCGGGGGAGAGGUUGCCAGGCAACAGUACAGCAGUCCCCGCCCUCCGGUGGGGUGUGCCGGACUGAGGGGCGGAGCUCCCGUGUACCUCCCCCAACCCCCGCCGCCGCCGCUGUGUGUCUGGCCAGGGAGCCUUGCCUCUGCAUUCCUGCUGACCCUUCUAGCUUGGGUGUACUGUUCUGGAAAGAUUGGCUGUCUCCAUCCAUGAAUCGCCUGGUUCAUGCUAGCCUCAUACCUGUGAACGAGUUAAUUCACUUCUCCCGGGAUGUGAAUCCCAUUCCUAGGGAGUGUUAGCUGUUUGAGUCGUAUGCCAAGGCUGUUUUCUAGAUAAAGAAGCCUGACUAAUCACCCACCCACGUUCCAGUGCUACAGUCAGCGCUGUGGUGUCCUCUGGGUUUGCAUUAUGAUUUCCAGAACAUGAAUGGAGAAACUGGGACUCCUUGUGCAUGGCAAAGUUUUAGUUCAAAGUUGUCUGACUGCACUACCAAGCCUAUCUGCAAGCUGGAACCACAGUCUAGUGUAUUUAAAGUGUACAUAACCUAGGUGUGCUCCCACGUGAAUUGAGGCUCCCUAUGGGCCAAGGCUGGGGAAAUCUAUAUCUUAUAAGCUCCAGGUGAUCUUUAGGUGUGUGGAUAAACCUUAGGGUGCCACUGAGUUUAUCAUGUCUUCGCAUUCAAAAGGAAGUGUAAUAAAGCCAAUCUACCUUGUAGAGCACUGGAAAACAGAUGCUGGUGUAUUCUGACACCUUUUCAUCCUCAGAAACAAUGCAGAGGCAAAGGUUUUAAUCAAGUGUGGCCAUGGACAUGAUGAAAAUUUUCUUCCUCCCUACUUAUAUCCUGUGCUUUACCUGGUCCAAGCUUCUGACUAGGCACACCUGUCAUGGCCAAGGUUGGGAAGAACUACACUCCUCCUCCAGCCCUGAGAUUUGUGUCUGCAAUGGCUGAUGAUCAAGAGAGAGACUUGCAGAGAUUUCUGGAAAAUGUGGAUGAAAUAACCAAUUUAAUCCAAGAGAUGAAUUCCGAUGAUCCCUUCAUACAGCAGAAAGCUGUCCUGGACACGGAAAAGAAACUCCUGCUGAUGGAGAGAGAGCAAGAGGAGGACGGGUGCAGGACCACUCUGAACAAGACCAUGAUCAGUCCUCCACAAGCUCCUGAGAAUGCAAAUGAAAUGAACCCAGAUGCCUUCUUGGCAUCUGUGGAGAAGGACGCCAAGGAACGAGCCAAGAGAAGACGAGAAAACAGAGUCCUAGCAGAUGCCCUAAAGGAGAAGGGGAAUGAGGCCUUUGUCAAGGGCGACUAUGAAACAGCCAUUUUCUUCUACAGUGAGGGGUUAGGGAAGCUCAAGGACAUGAAGGUGCUGUACACCAACCGAGCCCAGGCUUAUAUAAAACUUGGGGAUUAUCAGAAGGCUCUCGUGGAUUGUGACUGGGCUCUCAAGUGUGAUGAAAAUUGCACAAAGGCCUAUUUCCACAUGGGGAAGGCCCACUUGGCUCUGAAGAACUACAGCAAGUCUAAAGAGUGUUAUCAGAAGAUCGGAGAGAUAAACCCCAAGCUGAAGGCACAGGUGAAAGAACACCUAAAUCAAGUAACUCUUCGAGAAAAAGCAGAUCUCCAAGAGAAGAAAGCCCGGGAAUCUCUAGAUUCAGGAAAGAACACAGCCAUGACAACCAGAAAUCUCCUGGAGACCCUAUCCAAGCCCGGCCAGACACCCUUGUUCUAUGCAGGAGGCAUUGAGAUUCUGACAGAAAUGAUGACUGACUGCACAGAGCGAACACUGUUCAGAACAUAUGGUGGAUUCAGCAUCAUCAAUGACCAUGAGGUCAUUAAAAGGUGCCUCUUCUUAGCAGGGAAAGAUGCAGUUGAGGAGAUUGUCUGCGUAUCUGUUCUAAAGCUCUGGCAAGAAGUGUGCAUUGACAACGAGGAGAACCAGCGCCUGCUUUUGUCCCACCCUGAUAUGGCCAAGCUGCUGCCUUCCUUCAUGGACUCCAGAAUCCUGGUGAUUCAACAGCAGAGCCUGGCCCUACUGCUGCAGCUCACCCAGACGGAUAAUGGCCGGAACCAAGUGAUCAAGCACCUUGACAUGACCCGACUGUGUGAAGCAUUGCUGUCGUUUCUUGACUUCUCAGAUAAGAAGGCCAAUACGGCCAUCGGACUUUUCACAGAUUUGGCUCUAGAAGAAAGAUUCCAAGUGUGGUUCCAUGCCAACCUUCCAGAUGUCCUCCCUGCUCUCACGGGUGCUCUGAAACGAGAGCCCAAGUUAACCAGCCCCUCGGCCCUCUGCCAGUGCAUUGCUCUGAUGGGAAACAUCAGUGCUGAGCCUACUGCCAGAAGACACAUGCUAGCCUAUGAAGAGUUUGGGGAUGCCUGCUUGGACCUCCUGGUCAAGUGUGAGGAGGACAUGGACCUGUACAGAGAGGUCACCUAUACUCUCUUAGGACUCAUCAUGAACUUGUGUCUUGAGGUCCCCUUCCUCUCCGAGUCGUGGGCAAUGAAGAUAAGCCGGAAGUGCCUGUCUCUACUGAACAGCCAGGAUGGAGGAAUCUUAACAAGAGCGGCGGGUGUUCUGAGCCGGACCCUUUCCUCCUCUCAGACCAUUGUGGAGGAGGCCCUGACAGCAGGAGUGGUCAAGAAAAUGAUUAAAUUCCUGAAGACGGGAGGCCCGACUGCAUCACGUUAUGCCAUGAAGACACUGGCUGUCUGCACAAACAGCUACCACGCAGCUCGAGAAGAAGUAAUGAGACUUGAUAAAAAGUUCAAUGUUUUGAUGACACUGCUUGCCUCAGAGGAUGAAGUUGUGGUGGGCAAUGCAGCCCUCUGCCUUGGCAACUGUAUGGAAGUGCCCAGUGCAGCCUCUUCCUUGCUGAAGACAGACAUCAUGAGGGUGCUGUUGAAGCUGGCAGGCGGCGACUCACAGGAGACGGCUGUCCAGCUGAAUGCAGGCAUCGCUCUGGGGAAGCUGUGCACUGCUGAGCCCAGGUUCGCUGUCCAACUGCAAGAGCUUCAUGGGAUACAAAUACUCAACUCUACAAUGAAACACUUGAAUGAUUCUUGAAAGACACAGUGAGCACACACAACUCUGGGUCAAAGGGGUCACUGCUCUACUAAUAAAUUCUUUUUAAAUGUUUAGCUCCAAAA